Molecule: messenger RNA, 6366 nt
Organism: Strongylocentrotus purpuratus (purple sea urchin)
Lineage: Eukaryota; Metazoa; Echinodermata; Echinoidea; Camarodonta; Strongylocentrotidae
Gene: lrpprc
Product: leucine-rich PPR motif-containing protein, mitochondrial
Exons: 37
Coding region: 48-4283 (1411 amino acids)
Molecular function (GO): protein binding
Source: RefSeq, a predicted model, not a curated record
CUUUAAAAUAGUAGCUCUUGUAACACGUGUGCGAAAGAGAAGUAAAAAUGGCUUCUGCACUCCGGUCCAUGAAAUUUUCUAGAAUAUUACCCUUAGCUGCAAGGAUUGCAACAAGGUCAAGCCUUCAACGUUCUGUUCGAGUAACACCUGCUAGAAUAUUAGAUGACUCUAUUGGUAGGAACUUCAGCAUUUCAAACCUGCGAUGUUUUUCGGUAGCAACAUCGAGGUUUCAGUCGGUCUUAGAUGCUCAGCAGGACGACGUGGAUUCCACCACAGAGGUUGCACAGCAGCCGAUCAGAUCAGACAAUGAGUUCAGGAUCGUACUGAGGAGACUGGAUGACAUGGUCAGGCGGACAGGGCGUAUCACCAAAGCCCAGCUGCUCCUUGUAUUCGAUGAAAUUUGCAAGCUAGGUGCUGCCAAACCUAACCAGGCCCUGCUACUCAUCAGGAGCUGCGGUUCACUCUUGCCAGAGGUUGCCCUUGUGGAAAGGACAGCACUUGUCUCCAACAUAUGGGAUAAACUCAAGGAGCUGGGAACUACUUUUGAUGUCACUCAUUACAACGCUCUUCUCCGAGUCUAUCUUCAAAAUGAGAACAAGUUCUCCCCAACCGACUUCCUGGCUCAGAUGGAAUCUCAUGGCAUUGAUCCAAACAGGAUUACCUACCAGAGGUUGAUCAGUGCUUACUGCUUACAAGGGGAUAUCCAAGGUGCUACCAAGAUCCUAGAGUUCAUGAAGUCAAAGGACCUCCCCGUCACAGAAGGCAUCUUUAAUUCCCUCAUCACAGGACACGGAAGAGCAGGUGAUCUUGAGAAUGCACAGAACAUAUUGAAUGUAAUGAGGAGCGUUGGACUGGAGCCUAGUUCAGACACCUACACCGCACUCAUGUGUGCUUAUGCUGAGAAGGGAGAAAUGGAGAGCAUCACAAAGCUAUCACAGGAGCUGGAAUCAGACAACGUGAUUCUCUCUGGAAGGUGUUAUCUGAGUGUGGCUUACAGUCUUGCUACUUGUGGACAAAGCCAACAUCUCCAACAGGUCCUGGAGAAGGUGCAACUCAAUGCAGGUUAUAUUCCAGAUGCUAUCAACCUGUCACUGAGCCUGAUGACCAAGGGACAGUCUGAAGCAGCCUUUGAGAUCGUCAAGAUGUUCCAGGGAUUGAGGGUAGAUCAGAACUCUGCAGAGCCACAGAACCAAGGCAACUUCUUCAUCGAUCAUGCAGUCCAAAUACAACUCGCUCAUGAAACGUUGUUUGGACACCUGGAUGAGCUUAUGUCAUCUGGUCUCCACUCAUCGCCUUACAUAAUAGCGCUUCAUUCAUCGCUUCGGAAGGUGAAGGAGAAUAAAGAUUAUCCUUUUGGAAUCAUGAGGAGAAUGAUUGAGCUAGAGAUUCCAGUAAGACCACACUACUUCUGGCCCAUCUUUGCAAGAGAUUAUAAUGCCGGUGACAAAGAAGGCGUCAUGAACACACUGAAGCAGAUGAGGGAUAUGGGUGUUGAGACCAGCAGUGAUACGCUUACCAAGUUUGUCUUUCCAUGUCUUGGAGGGACACUAGCAGACAUCCAGGCAGCCAUCAAUGAGCUUGGGAUACCUGCUGACAAGUCUCUUGUGACCGCCAUGGCGAGGAAUGAAACCAGACAUCAGAGACUGGAUAGCGUGGUUCAGCUCAUCAAUGAAUACAGAGAUCUUGUUGAUGUACCUCUCAUAAAGGCUGGUCUGGUUGUUUGCUUCAGCAAGAACCCUCAAGCAGAAGCAAUGUUUCAGAUCUGUAAACACCUGGUAGAUAGCCAUCAAGUCAUAGAAGACAAUAACAUUACCAAGGAAGACCAACUUGGGAGCUUCCUGUAUGAUAUUGUCUCUAGCAUCCCCAUAAAACAAGCUUCGGUGGUCAAACCUGAUCUGGAUUUGUUAUUUAAAAAACUGGCAAGAGAGGGUCUAUACGUCACUGGGUCAAGGUAUCGAGGGAUUCGGAACCAACUGGAUCGCAUCAAGCUGCCCAUGCUGAAACCUGCUGCUCUCAAACUCCUGGACCCUAGCGAGGUCCAGAAGGAUCGCGUCGCUAACUUUGAUGUUCUAUCCGGAGAGGAGGUAUCCCUAGAGGAGCUGGAGAGCCAUCUAGUGGAGCUGAGAGAGAAAGGAGGCAACCUGAGAGGGAUCCUGAGGAGACUCCUUCUCGUCCAUACUACAAACAAUAACUACGAGCGAGCCAUGGAGCUGAAAAAGGAGUUUGAUGAGGCUCAUUAUGAACCAACAGGAGCUAUCUUUGCCUGCCUCAUCACCAUGUGCAGUAACCAAGGCAGAUUCACUGAAGCCAUGGAAUUCAAGGACAAAUUGCAUAAGUUUGACCCCAGCUUCAAGCUAGACAUCUCCAAGUAUCGCUUCCUGAUCUGCCACCUUGCGAAAGAAAAUCAACUCCCAGCUGCCUUGGACAUGGUGCAGGAGUUGAAGGAGCUCGGUGUGGACACGGACCGCAUGGAGAAGCAGACCUUCCACAUUCUGAACGAGCUAGCAUCCCUGGGACUUAGCGAGGAGGUGGAGCGCAUCUUUGAGACGAUGGUGGAACUUGGUCUGGUGAAGCCUACCAACAACCUCGUGGGACCCGUUGUGGGUGCAUACAUGGCCAAGAACGAUCUGGAAGGAGCACUGGCAUGUAUCCGAGACUGCCAAGCCAAGUACAGCAUCAUGCCUCACUUCCAAGAUGUCCUUGUUCGUCUGGUGGAAGAGGGCCAUACAGACCAGCUUCAGAAGGCAAUGGACUUUGCGAGCCAGCAGCACGGUGAUAUCAACAUGCUAUAUGAUCUCAUCUUUGCUUUCUGCACAUCUGGAAAAUACAAAGAAGCCAUGAAGCUCAUUGAGACCCCAGGUAUGAUCGCUAAGAACAAGCGCAUGCAGUGGUAUGCCGAGCGUUGCAUCGGAGCUAACAAUGUGGAGGCCUUACAGCAACUGACGGCUAUCACCAAAGACCUGUAUGCGUGUGACAGGGACCAGAUGUACUUCUAUCUCAUUCAGUUACACACUCGAAACAACGAUGUUGAUAAGUGUCUGGAGGUGUGGGCUGCUAUGCAAGAAGAGGGUGUGGUCCCCAGAGACAGGACGAUGCGUUACCUUGCCAACGUACUCCGGUCUUACGACAGGUCUAUACCAUUCGAGGUCCCUCAGCUCACCGCUGAUCAGCUUGGCAACGAUGAUCUAAAUUCCACUGAGAAGAUUGAACGUAUCCUGAAAGCAGGAAAUAUUGGAGGAGCUGAGGAGCUUUUGAAAGAAGCUCUUGCUGAAGGGAAGGAGGUUGGUGCCGGUGUCUAUGAUAAGAUCAUCUUUGAGAUGCUGAAGCAGGGCCACAUUGAUGAUGCUCUAGCUUUGAAAGAUCUAGCGGAGAAAUCUUGUGACUUCAAGAUGUCUGUCCUCCUUAACAACAAGCUUCUCAUUGAGUACGUCAAGAAAGGAGACAUUGAAAGUGCAGAGAGGCUGCUUGACCAAACAUUGGAAGCAGACAAAUUACCGAGACCAUCAGGGAUCAGGAUGCUCUCAGAGAGAUACGAGCAGGACGGACUCCUGGACAAACUCCUGACCUUGAAGGAGAAGUACGAGGAGAGGACGCAGUCUCGCUUUCCCAUCGGCAAGUCAGUCUUAGGAGCUUACAUUGUGAAGGGUGAUUUAGGAGGUGCAGUGUCAUACAUAGAGAAGGAGCUUGAGGAGGAUCCCAGCAAGUCUAGACGGAUCGGUAUGAGGUCGUUCUUUGGCAAGCUGCUUCAGAAGGACCAGCCAAUGGAUGAGGCUUUUACAAUGGUAGACAGAUUAGCAGCCAAAGACAUCGAGGGCCCAGUAUGGCAGCUUCUCUACGCUCAUCUGGACAAUGGCAAAACAGAAGGAGCCAAAGAAGUCAUUCAGAGAUACGAUGUGAUCAGAGAGAAGUCAUCUGGUUUGAUAGGCUACGUCAUAGAGAUGGUGGGAUCAGAUGAUGAUGUGGAAGGAAAGAUUGAACAGGUCUUACAGAUCACCAAAGAUGAGGAUUAUCUUGAUAGAGCAAAGAUCUACUUCUACCUACUCAAAUCAUAUGAUAAUGAGAGUAACUACGAGGGUGGGUUGACGGUGAAGCAGAGGAUGGAAGAUGAAGGUCUACACAUGAGUGAUUUCAUGCUCAAGAGACUGGCUUUAUUACUCAAGAAGACUGGUCAACCUGUCCCAUUUGAUGAACCACCAAAUCCCAUCUCAUUCUACCGAGAGAAGCUCAGACUGGAGGACAAAGACAACCUACCCGAGAUCAAGAUCACAGAGGAUGAGAGCUGAUCCCAGUCAAACAACUCUUAUAUGAACAUUGAAAUCCUACCUGGAUACAGAAGAAGAAGAAGAAGAUGAGGAUAAUGGUGAUAAUGGUGAUGAUGGCGAUGGUGAUGAUGAAGCAUGACAGGAGACAGUGUGAAAGGGUCUGAUGGUGGGCACUUGGUCAGCCGUGCGAAAUGGAUAGGAGGACAUGCCAGGGGUAGUUGGGCAGAAAGAUUUAUAAUUUUUUGUUUUCUAUGAUUUUGUAUGGUUUUUUACAUCAAUAGGCCUGUUUUGAGAUUUAUUUAUUGUAUUUUGAUUUGACAGUUGCAGUACUCGGGCUGUUUCCCUUUUCACGGCAAAUCCAUCGUAAUGUAUUCUAAUGCGUUUAAAUUUUCAUGUGGUUGUUAUUCAUGAGCAGUUAUGCUCCAGUCACACCAACGAGACAGACACCGGGCUGAAAACGGACCAAACCAUCUGUUUGGAGCCAGAAGGGCGCUAACUCUUUGUAAAAUGAUAUGAAUUAAUGCCCUUCUGGCUCCAAACAGACAAAACAAAAGGUUAUGUUACCCCCGAAUGGCCAAGAAUUUGUCGGUUAGGAGUCCGUAUGGAGUCGGUUCGGCGAUGCGACUGAGGUACUUGUAUAUUACCCAUAGACAUGGAUAUGCUAUGGUAAGUUAAGGUGUGAAUGGGAUCUAAAUGUGUAUGAUUGAGAGGUUGGUGAUUGUUGUAAUUUGAGAUGCUGAGAAAGACUUAGGAUCUUCCUUUUCAAAUCUCUCUGCCGUAUUGAUAGAGCAUCAUCCCCUUGAUGUGAUCACAUCCUUAGAAAAUAAAUGAACUGUGUUAAAUGCACAUUUUUAACAGAAAUUUAAUUAACUAAUGCGUCAUAUAUUGUCAAAUUAAACAUAUUCAUCAUGAAAAGUAGCAUUUUUAUUGCUUCAAGCAUUAGUUGAUAAUAUGAUUACUGUAAAAGCAGUUGUUUUUUUGCAAGUUAUUUUACCUGCAGACUAUUAAAAAACAACAGAGAACGUACUUAUGGGUGUUUGUAAUUCAUGCUACUAAUGAGUAAUAACAUUUUAAAAUAUGUAUUUUUGUGUAAUAUGGUGGACCAUGCAGAAAAAUAAAUGAAAGGAAGUGAGUUACUGGUUCAAUUUACAAUAGAUUUUUGCAAGAUGUGUAUUUCUCAAUUAUUUUGAUUCACUGAUAACUCAUUUCUUGUAUUCCAUUGAAAUUCAUUUCUGUAACAUUCAAGAUAUUUUGUGACUGAACUACUUUUCUUCUUUACUUGAAGAAUAAACAUAUAAUCUGGAGAUAUGAUUACAGUGGAACCUCAUUAUUACAAACUCUCUGGGACCAAGAAAGGUACCAUGUUAAAUUAAGCCUUGUUAUAUCAUAGCUACUAAUAAUAGAAAACAAAGAAUUGGGACUAUCAACAUUACCAUGUUUUAACAUGAGUUUGUUAUGACAAUGUUCUUUAUUAUGAGGUUCCACUGCAUAACUAUUGGUAUAACUGAACGAUUUAUGAGCCAGUUACCUGGUAGUUACAGACGCUUCAUAUGUACUUUGACCUGUGUUUCAUUGACAAAUGAAUUAAUUGGUGUAGUUAUUGAUCUACGUAAUCAAUGUAUUUUACAAACAUAACGUUCAUGAGAUUAUUCCACAAAAUUGAUAUACACGUGCAAUGUAUAUUUACGAACUGUUAACCUCUCUGUAAGCUUUCGUAUUCUGUCUUACUUUUUGUGCUUCUCCAAAAGUGAAUAUUAUUUAUGUUUUUAAUUCUUAAUGCCCAAUACCCUCUGAAAGUGCAUCUAAAGCAUAUUUUCUCCCCAUUUAUGAAUUAGUAGAAGAAUGUUGCACAAUGGCUGUGCACUGUCCUAAGAAAGUGUUUUGGUGAUAGGUGCCCCCCCCCCCUGAAUUCAUGUUAGUUUUGUAUAUCAUUGAAGUAAAUAUAUGAAUUUGAAAUGUAGUUUGUCAAUGAUACCAUUAUGAGAUAUGAUUAUUGAUAUGCUUUCUUUGUCAGUGCGUGGAUUGUGCAGUCUUUCUGUAUUGCAUCACUUACAUGUAUAGUCAUAUUUUGACAAAUUAAAAUUUAUUAAAGAUGAGACUUUAA